Messenger RNA from Spirometra erinaceieuropaei, 306 nucleotides. The record is from the annotation of a GenBank genome assembly. Lineage: Eukaryota; Metazoa; Platyhelminthes; Cestoda; Diphyllobothriidea; Diphyllobothriidae.
AUGACCAGCUCUGACGCUGCAAUAGACAAUUUAUACAAGGACCUGUACACCCUACUGGCGACUGUGCCAAUGGACGAAAAUCUGCUUUUCCUUGGCGGCAUCAACGCCCGCGUCUUCACGGACCAUGCUGCCUGGAGAGUAGGGCUGUGUCUCCACGGCUCCAAUGACAAUGGCUUACUACCCUACGGAGAUGUCGCCACGGGUCCCCGUCGACAAUGGGGCCAAGUAACUGUGAAGAGUUCCCUGAAGUGUCUGCAGAUCAGUACGGCAAAAUGGGAAGACCUCCCCUGCCACCGACCGGCCUAG